This is a messenger RNA of Lactuca saligna, 534 nucleotides long. The record is from the annotation of a GenBank genome assembly. Lineage: Eukaryota; Viridiplantae; Streptophyta; Magnoliopsida; Asterales; Asteraceae.
AUGAGGAGAGGUUUUAGAUGGGAUGAAGCCAACCUUGGUGAAAUUGAAGCAAAUAAACAUGUAAGACAGAAAAUCAAAGAACCCAAAACUCCAUAUCAUCCUAUGAUGCAUGAUACUGAUGGAUCUUUAUCUCCUAUUAGGGGCUAUGAUAGUUUCCUUGAAGGAGAUGAUAACAGCAACAUCAGACUGAAUGCUGAUGCAAUUCAUUCAACACUGAAUGAGAUGGCAUCUUCUAGUAGCAACAGUAACUCCCAUUCUGGAUGGACAUCUUCAGAUGAUGAAGAUGAAGCAGAUGUCAUGGAUCAUGAUCUAGAUGAUGAAGGUAGGAAGAGUGCAAGAAGCGUUAGGGAGAAAAGAAAGGUGCACUAUGAUGAAUAUCGCAAAGUGAAAGAGUUACAGAAGAAGGAAUCAAUGAAAAAGGAUGAUGAAAAGCAAUCCAUUAUUGAUGGUGUGGGGGAUAUAAAUAUCAGGUUGAUGAAAGCGAAUAGCUCUCGAGUUAGAAGUGGAAAAGAAAGCUCAAGCCGCAAGAGAUAA